This is a messenger RNA of Naegleria lovaniensis, 1056 nucleotides long. RefSeq lists its product as uncharacterized. The record is from RefSeq and is a predicted model, not a curated record. Gene Ontology annotation, molecular function: transmembrane transporter activity. Lineage: Eukaryota; Heterolobosea; Eutetramitea; Acrasida; Naegleriidae. The transcript has 2 exons. Gene Ontology annotation, cellular component: mitochondrion. Gene Ontology annotation, biological process: transmembrane transport. The coding region runs from base 1 to 1056 and encodes 351 amino acids.
AUGUCCUCACAAACAGGAGCUUCCUCUCCUUCGGUGUCAUCGUCAUCAAAUGUUGCGGCAGCCGUGAAUUUGAACGAAUCAAAGAUGACAUCAUUGCAAGCUCCUCCAAAACAAGACAAUACAAAAUCAUUUCUGGUUCAAUCUUCUCCGAUUGUUUCUUUCAUAUCGGGAGCAGUUUAUGGAUGUACUUCCGUGGCUGUUGGUCAGCCGUUAGAUACGAUUAAAACAAUUAUGCAAUCGACAUCAACCAUCAAUCAACACAAUGCAACUACUUUGGGAGUGAUUAAAUCAAUUUAUAACAAGCAUGGUUUUUGGGGAUUUUACAGAGGUUCUCUCCCUCCAUUGGUUACUGCAUCAAUUUUGAGAAGUUUACAAUUUGGUGGUUAUGCUAUGGCAUUAAGUUAUAUUAUGGACCAUCAUCUCAUGUCAAACAAUGAUUUUAGAAAAGAAAAUUUAAACGUUUUGGAAGAGAAACGAUUCGUACUUCAUCCUGAAAUGUUUGUGGCAGGUUGUUUUGGAGGAGCAGCUCGUGCAAUUGUGGAAACUCCAGUAGAGUAUCUAAAAGUGAGAAGACAAACCGAUCAGCCUUGGAAGUUAUUGGAAGUUUAUCGUGGAUUUACAGCAACAUUAUUGAGAAACAUGUUCUUAUUGGGAACAUUCUUUGUGUUUGUUGAUUUUUUCACACAAGAAUAUAGAAAUUUACAAGUGAGACAACAAUUGGCAUCAUUGAAAUCUGAUGAAGAACGAGAACAAGCAAAAGGUUCACAUUUUGAAUUUAAAAAAUUGUCACCUUUUUUCACUGGUGGAGUUUGUGCAACGUUGGCAUGGUGGUUGGUCUUCCCAUUGGAUGUCAUUAAAAGUCAAAUUCAAUCCAUGAGACCAGAUGAAAAAUUAGGAGUUUUCCAGAGAUUAUCCAUUGUGGGAAAGACACUUGGUGUGAGAGGAUUUUUCAGAGGAAUUGUUCCUGCGUCUAUGAGGAGUAGUUUGGCCAAUGGUGUCUCAAUGAUUGCAUUUGCCUAUGUUUCUUCGUAUCUCAAUCAAUGGGACAAAAAGUGA